AUGAUCGGGCCUGGCAAGACAAAGUAUGACAUUGCUCCGGAUGAGCAUGCGGGUGGUGCUGGUGUGAAGUGGUGGCCGGGAUCUAGCUUUUGGAGCCCCGAGUCGGAGGAGUCGGAAGAUUUGAGAUCGCCUCGCAAAAAGGCAAAAGAUGGCAUGAAGAGGCGGAAGAUGAACUCCAGCACCAAGCGGAAGCUUCAGCACAUGGGGGGGCAGCUUUGCCAAGUCCUUCUCACAUGUGCUGCGACCCUCGGGCAUUUUGCUGAUGAGGUCUUCAUGGAGCCCGUUCAGGAUUUGUGGACGUGUUUCACUUCGAGCUCCCUUCAUCACAAUCAUGGGGGUGAAGCACGAUGCCUUGAGAUCUUCGCUGGUGAAGCGGCCAUAUCCAGAGCUUUUGCAGGACGCAGUCAUGGUGUCCUGCGUCCUCGAGACCUACGGUAUGGGGAUGAUUUACAUGAUCCUGCCGUACGGCAAGAGGUGUAUCGUGAAAUCCGAGAAGAGAAGCCCGAUCUGGUUUGGAUCGGGAUGCCCUGCACCAGGUGGUGCGCUUUUUCCAGGAUCAACUACACCAAGCAAGAGAGACGCCGUCUCCGGAGCAAGGAGAAAGACUUCCUGGCAAUGAUCGAUGAGGUCUUCCUGCUGCAACGUAUGAAUGGAAAACAUGUGGUGGUAGAGAGAAUCCAACGACCUCGGAUUUGUGGCAACAGCCUGAGAUCAGGCGAUGGAGGCCGAGAUACCCAACGUUCAGGGGUGUACCCAGAUGAAUUUGCAGAGAAGGUGGUCAAGGUGAUUGAAACUUUGCCCCACCAGUCGGCUUGGGUGAGUUCCAGCGGGGGUGGUCCACCAGAUGAUGGAGAAGAACUCAAGGUGGACACGGAGCCUGGAAGAGGUGCAUCAGAGAUUUCAUUCAAGGGGAGCGUCUCUGGCAAAGUGGCUGGCGCUCUGAGGCGAUUGCAUCAGAACUUGGGGCACCCGUCCAAUCGAGAAAUGGUGAGGCACCUCACUCUUGGAGGAGCAAGCAAAGAGAUGAUUGCUGCUGCACAGAACUUGAAGUGCAGCACUUGCGCCCGUUGCGCGAGGCCCCAAGCCCACAGGGUGGCGAAGCCGUCGGCUUUGCUGGACUUCAAUGAGGCGGUCGCCAUUGACAUCAUCUUCAUAGACACUCUCCAAAAUAAGAACCAUUUAGCACUCAACAUGGUGGAUGUGGCGUCUUCAUAUCAGGUGGUGGUCCCUCUCGAGAGCAGGCAUGCAAAUGUGGUGGCCGAGACCUUCUACAAGUUUUGGGUCUCUUGGGCGGGGACUCCCGUCAAGCUGGUGUUAGACCUCGACACCGGGUUUCAGGACAGCUUCUGGGAACUCACCUCCGGCGAUGGCAUCGGCAUGAGACGCGCAGCCGGCCAAGCCCAUUGGCAGAAUGGAAUAGCUGAAAGGUAUGGUGGGGCUUGGAAAUCGGUGUGGGACAAGCUCUGUGUGGACUAUAAGGUGAUGGAUGACGAGAUGUGGGAGGCCACGGCGGCGGUCAAUGAAGCCAGAAAUACCUUCCGGAACAAGUCGGGCUUCUCGCCGAGGCAGUGGGUCUUUGGAAGCAAUGGUCGCCUUGUACCAGACCCUGAAGAUGAAUCAGACUUGCAGCUGAGUGCCCUCAGCCAUACAACAAGUGAUGAGAAAAUGGCCCGCAAGCAGAAUUUGCGGGUGGGGGCUCGGAUGGCUUUCUUCCACUACCAUUCUACGGAUGCCUUGCAAAAGGCCCUUCAUCACCGAGCACGAGUGUUUCCCCGGACAUUCAAGCCGGGCGACAUGGUCUAUGUUUACAGAGAAGUGAAAACAAAGGGCAAAAGGGCAUCCUCGAAGUGGCUUGGUCCAGCCACCGUGAUCGGCCCAGAAGGGUCAAACUACUGGGUGGCACGUGGUGGAAGAUGCCUAUUAGCUGCAGGAGAACAUCUGAGAGCGGCCGAACAUGAGGAGGUGAGUGAAGCACUACGGAUCAAAGCUGCUCUCCAUGAGAUCAAGAGUGUCAUGGACGCUGACUUUGAGGAGGCUGUAGACGAAGAUGCAACUGCAGAAAUGGAAGUCGAAGAUGAGAUGAUGUUCUCAGCUCUGCCGGACGAUGACGGAGUUGGUGCUCAGGGCGGUGGAGUGCAAUCCAGCGCUCGGUAUCCACAGCUUGAUGAACACAGAAUGGCGAGAGCACUACAGGCAGAGGAACGGCAUAGGGUGGCAACUCGGAAAGCCCAGUCACUUGACGAUGUGCCUGCCUCGGUCAAGAGGCGGCUAGCAGUACCAGCAAGUCAAUGGAGUGGAGCCGAAGGUGGAGAAGCGGCUCACCAUCCCCAGUUCUUUGUCAAGAAGGUCAAAAGUCCCGAAGCACUCGAGAAGGCAUUGGAGAAAGAGAUUCCCUGGAACCUCAUUGAUCAUCAAGAAAAACAGCUCUAUGUUGAGGCCGAAAAGAAACAGUGGCAGGAGCACCUUGACUCCGGGGCGGUCAGACCUUUGACCUUGGAGGAAAGUGCUCAAGUGGAAAAGGAGGUCGGCAAGGAUCGGAUCCUCAAUUGCCGAUUCUUGUACCGAGACAAGAACUUGGCCAAACGGCGGAAGGAUCCGUCGAUCCCCUGCAAGGCCAAAGCUCGGCUGUGUGUGGGGGGACAACGAGACCCGGAUUUGGGUAACAUCGAGAUGUCAGUGGAUGCACCAACGGCCAACCGGCACUCGGUGCUCUUGGGGUUGCUGAUGGCUCUAUCCCGAGGAUGGCUGGUGGCUAUUGGGGACAUACGAGCGGCAUUCUUGAAUGGAGUAGAGGCCCCUCGGAAGUUAUUCUUCCGGCAGCCUAUCAGAGGCAUCCCCGGACUUUACCCGGGACAGCUGGUGGAGAUCGUGAAGGGCGUCUUUGGACUCUCUAGUUCACCGAAGUUAUGGUGGCUCAAGUUGUCAGGCGACCUUUUGGAGCUGGAGAUCCAACACCAGGGGAAGCACUACAAGAUUGAACAGAAUGAGAUCGACCCCUGUGCAUUCCGAGUCACCGACAGAGAACAAAAGGUGUGUGGCAUGAUCUUCACGCAUGUGGAUGACCUUCUGGUGAUGGCGGAAGUGGGCCUUCACGAGGAGAUCAAGAAAAUGAUCGGUCAGAAAUUUCCAGUCGACGAUUGGGAAAGUGGGAAGUUCGAAUACAUUGGAUGUGAGUACCAGAUCACUCCUGAUGAGGUGACGAUUACCCAAACUGGGUAUGUGGAGAGCCGGCUGGAGAAGAUCAGCAUUCCCGGGCACUUGAGAAAUGAAGACCCGGCCACACCGGAAUUAAUGGAGUGCAACCGCACUACAAUUGGUUGCCUCUCUUGGCUGGCAAAGCAAACGAGGGCCGACAUCCAGUUCCAAGUUGCACAGGCCCAACGAGUACAAGGAAACCCAACCAUCUCUGACAUCAAGGAGACCAACAAGAUUGUGGAUGCCGCAAAGAACCACAAACAUGAGGGCAUCACCCUGAAGCGAAUUCCUCAGGAGCGAAUGGUUUUCCUGGCCUAUCAUGAUGCAGCAUGGGCCAAUGCUGACCUAGAAGGAGAUCGGGACCAAGAAUGGGACGGUGAUUUCAAAAAGGCGUCCCAACUGGCAUCUUUGGUACUGGUGGCAGACAGGUGUGUGGUCGAGAACAAGAUCGGCAAAGCUUCCAUAGUUGAUUGGAGGAGCAAGGCAAGUGCUCGCAUCUGCAGAUCCACAUUUGCAGGGGAGACAAUGGCCUGUGGGGAUGCAUUGGAAACCUGCCUCUAUCUGAGGAGCUUGAUGCUCUCCUUCCAGCAUGGACGUCUCAUCCAUGAGAAGGAUGCGGGGAAGUACAUGGAUCUCCACCUAUGCACAGACUGUAAAUCACUCUACGAUCAUCUCCAUAAAGCUGGGACACCGAAGCCUCCAACAGAGAGACGUCUUGCGCUGGAUUUGGCGGCCAUUCGCCAAUCACUCUAUGUGGAGGCAAAGCAUCAGUGGAGAAAGAUCUAUGGGGAAGGGUCUGCACAAGGAUCUGUAGCAACAGCGUGGAGAAAAGGUUUGAUGCAUGGCUGUGCCCUUGCUGCUCGCCCUCGGGGCAGUGCUUGGCGCGCUUGCGUGGCAACUUCAUUGGGCAGCCUGGCUGAUUUCGGGGCCAGGGAGGCUUUGGGGACAGAAACUUUCCAGCCUUCCCGCGAUGCUACCUUGUAUGACAUUGACACGCCUAUCCUGGCACAACUUCGAAUCUGA
Molecule: messenger RNA, 4218 nt
Organism: Cladocopium goreaui
Lineage: Eukaryota; Dinophyceae; Suessiales; Symbiodiniaceae
Source: the annotation of a GenBank genome assembly